Molecule: messenger RNA, 3871 nt
Organism: Coregonus clupeaformis (lake whitefish)
Lineage: Eukaryota; Metazoa; Chordata; Actinopteri; Salmoniformes; Salmonidae
Product: testis-expressed protein 2-like
Cellular component (GO): endoplasmic reticulum
Molecular function (GO): lipid binding
Source: RefSeq, a predicted model, not a curated record
CUCAGGAACUCUGUGCUUCCAGCGUUCAGCUGUCAACAGGCUGGGCAAGAAAUGAGGCUCAGACAACGACGCAGUACUUGGAAGUGAUAACAAUACAACGUUUUGUUACUGUCCUGUAAACUGUUCAUCUUCAUUCAGUGGAUUUUGUAAUCCUGCUUGCGCGAGAGAUUAUGAACUCGGGACACGCAGAUGCUGAGACGAUGCUGGAUUGAAUGGCACUGAGGAUACGAGGCUGUGACCCAGCGGGAGCACUGUGAUGGCCAGCCGCCACAGUAGCCAUGCAGACAAAGUCAAAGCUCCUCCUCCCUCAGCCUCACGGCCACCAGCCGUGCCCAAGCUCCACGUCCAGGGCUCGCUGUCCCGGGAGUCCAUCACCAUCCACUUCUCGCCCUUGGGCAAGGAGGAGGAGGAGGAGGAAGAGGAGCUCUAUGGGGCAGUUGUGUCCUCUCCUCCUCCCCCUGCUGGAGCCAAGGAGGACCCAGGCAUUGUGACGGCCCUGGAGGCCAGCGAGGAUCUGAUCCUUGAAGGAGCUGGGUUGUACUCUGAGGCUCAGGCUGCAGUUCUGCCUAUGUCGUCCUCAACUGGUCCUCAAAGCUCCAUCACCUCCACAUUACCCUAUGAACCGAAGAGCUCCUCUCCUUCCCCUGCCUCCACCUUCAACUCCUCUCCCUCCAAAUCUAGCGACAAACCCUUCUUCAGCCUGGUCAAGUCUCUAUCCUCUGACAUUGUCGAGCCUUCUGAGAUUGCCUCCAUCUCCCCCGCUGCCCCCAUUUCCGUGCGCCACCGCCACCUGAUGAAAACCCUGGUCAAGUCACUCUCCUCUGACACCUCCCAGGAAUCCCCACCUUCCUCCUCCUCCUCACCCUACCGCCUCUCGGACUCCCGCCUCAACCUGCACCUCUUCAAGCAGUUCACCCAAUCCCGUGCACCGGUGGGCGUCGUCGCCGGUGGUGACUCCAAGACCGCCCCCUCCUCGACGCUCACCUCCCCAGACAGCCUUAACUUCUUCAAGGCGUCCGUGGAGGCAAGCAUCGAGGACACUAAGCGCCGUUUCUCCGAGGCCAUCUCCGAGCCUCUCCAGCUGUUCAAUAAGAUCAUGGAGGACAAGAGCGGUGGCAUUGGCAGCAGUGCCUUCCGGUCCAAAGCGCUCUCGUCCAGUGCUUCGGAGCUCACCUGCCUGGCCUCCCUCAACAACAGCCAACCGGAGAGCAACAACAACAACUACAGCAUCAAGGAGGAGGAAACCGGGGGCGACUGGGAGUCCGAAGGAGCCGCAAACGGAGCCAGCUCCAUUGGCUCGCCAAAUCCCACCGCUGACACCAGUCACACCAGAAGUCCUAAGAUGUCUUCCUCCGCUUCCGCCUCUCUCGGCCUGGACAAGUGCUCCAUGUCAGCCCUGGCCAAGCUGGAGGACGAGGACUUCUGCAUCCUGUCUAGUGAGGACUUUGAGGAUACCGAGGGGGAUUCUGGAGACAGAACGGACAGUACAUGCAGCCAAGUCAGACUGCCCCCUAGUGGCAGUCCGGAACUAUGCAGUGACGACAAGUCAGAGGGAGAAGAUCCACCACCCAGCAUUCCACACUACACCCUGAUCAUCAUUACAGCGCUGGUCUACGGGUACUUUGUGUUGCCACUGCCCACCUACGUUGGGGGUAUGCUGCUGGGAGUGGGACUAGGGUUCAUGCUAGCUAUCGCUGUGGUGUGGUUGGCCGGACCCAAGUCUUCUGGCAAUCGCACCAGACAUCCCAGACACAGGGAGAAGCUGUGGAACAUGGCCCAGCUGGGCAUCAAAGAGCCAAGCAUCUUCAAGGGCUGGAUGAACGAGAUAGUGAACUAUGACCCGGAGACAUACCACGCCACUCUGACCCACUCUGUGUAUGUGAGACUGGAGGGCUCCAUCCUGCGCCUGUCCAAACCCAACCGCAACAUCACCCGGCGGGCCACGCAUAACGAAACCAAGCCCGACGUCACCUACAUCAGCCAGAAGAUCUACGACCUCACUGACAGCAAGAUCUAUCUGGUGCCCCAGAGUCUGGCCAGGAAGCGUGUGUGGAACAAGAAGUACCCUGUCUGCAUCGAGCUAGCCAAGCAGGAUGACUUCAUGUCCAAGGCAGAGGGCGACUGCAGCGAAACCACAGACGAGAAAGCCACAACCACAGGAGAGGCGACCGUGGGGACGGAGGAGGCCAAAAGGUCCAGUGGUCCAGAGCUGACCCUGUACCUGUUUGGUCGGACGGGGAGGGAGAAGGAGGAGUGGCACCGGAGGAUCCUGCUGGCCUCCAAGCCUCCCAAGACAGGGAUGAAGAGAGCCACCAGUCUGCAGGGGAGUAAGACUGCCUUGAGCUCCCACAGCCGCAGCAGCAGCCGGAGCAGUCUGGACGAGGUGCUAGCGUCUCAGCCCAGGACCAGGGACUCAACAGCAGGCAUAGCAGCCAAGACUAAGUCCCUACUGGACUACAGUGUCUACAUGGCCACGCUAGUGCCCCCCGAGACUGGCACUGCCACUACUACUGCCACCCCCAUCGCUGCCACCAGUCCCGUAGUCCAGAGUCCACAGAGUAGCCCUGGGUCGGGCAAGAAGUUGCCGAGCAGCAGCAGCAUUGGCCCUGUCGUGGUGCAGGGGGAGGAGGAGCCUGUUGCCUGGGUGAACACUGUGAUUGGCCGGGUGGCAUGGGACUUCCUGAGCGAGCCCUACUGGGCCGAUGUGGUCUCCAAGAAGAUCCAGAUGAAACUCAGCAAGAUCCGGCUCCCCUACUUCAUGAACGAGCUGACCUUGACAGAGCUGGACAUGGGUGUGGCCACUCCCAGAAUCCUUGGCGCCUCCAAACCCUCAGUGGACCACCAAGGUCUUUGGUUUGACUUGGAGAUUUCGUACAGCGGCUCCUUCCUGAUGACCCUGGAGACCAAGAUGAACCUGAUCAGACUGGGGAAGGACGGAGACGGCCUGCGCAUCAGAGACAUCAGCAAGGAUGGGUACAGACCACGGACAUACUGCCUAGCUGACAGUGAUGAGGAGUCAUCCAGUGCGGGGUCCUCAGACGAAGAGGAUACUUCAGAGGUCACCAAUGAAGUCCCUGGAGCGGAGGGAUACACGGGGGGCCGCCAGCCCAGUAAGAUCAUGCGCUUCGUGGACAAGAUCGCCAAGUCCAAGUACUUCCAGAAGGCCACCGAGACGGAGUUCAUCAAGAAGAAGAUGGAGGAGGUGUCCAACACGCCGCUACUGCUCACCGUGGAGGUACAGGCGCUCCGAGGCACGCUGGCCGUCAACAUCCCACCCCCACCCACUGACAGGAUAUGGUAUGGCUUCAGGAGUCCACCCCACCUGGAGCUGAAGGCUCGGCCCAAACUGGGAGAGAGAGAGGUCACACUGGCCCACGUCACCGACUGGAUCGAGAAGAAACUGGACCAGGAGUUUCAGAAAAUCUUUGUCAUGCCAAACAUGGACGACCUGUGGCUGACCGUCAUGCACUCGGCCAUGGACCCCCGCUCUUUUGGAACGCCCUCCACCUCCACAGCCGAUACGACCCAGAGGGAAACGGAGCCCUCCGAAACAGAGGGGGGCGCCACUAACGGCAUAUGAAGGAUUGCUUACAGUAUUUGCCUGAAAUGUGUGAAUUAGAAUGGGAGCCAGGGGGCCUUGCAGUAGUAUAAGGCCUAUUGGUGUAUAAGGACAUACAAAAAUACUUCCAUUGCCACAUUGACAUUCCAAUAGCUCCAUACCCAAGGGUAUUUUUUGUCACUGGCAGAACAGGAUGACUUCAUCAGUCAUCAGAUGAACUUUGACCUUUAACAAGCUCACUGAUGGAAUGAGACAGAGGUCAGUCAACCAACCAGAAAGGAGAAACACUACAAAUACAAUCUCUCACUUGUU